This is a messenger RNA of Dermatophagoides pteronyssinus (European house dust mite), 1323 nucleotides long. RefSeq lists its product as uncharacterized. Gene Ontology annotation, molecular function: 7SK snRNA binding; cyclin-dependent protein serine/threonine kinase inhibitor activity. Gene Ontology annotation, biological process: negative regulation of cyclin-dependent protein serine/threonine kinase activity; chromatin organization; negative regulation of transcription by RNA polymerase II. The record is from RefSeq and is a predicted model, not a curated record. Gene Ontology annotation, cellular component: NuA4 histone acetyltransferase complex; cytoplasm; nucleus. NCBI's taxonomy places the organism in Eukaryota, Metazoa, Arthropoda, Arachnida, Sarcoptiformes, Pyroglyphidae.
UCUGUCUGUGUGUGAUCGAACAUUGCUCGAUCUUUUUUCUUUCUCUCUCUCUCUCUCUCUUUUUUCAUUUGAUACCGCACCGAAAUAUAUUGUCCAACUCAAAUUUCCAAUUCUUUUCGCACAUUGACAUUCUCUACAAAUUACAACAUUAUUAUCGAUAAAAACGAUUAUUUUCCUGAUUAAUUAAAAAAAAAUCAUAAUUGAAGAAAUACAAUGAGUGCCAGCGUAUCAACAGCUAGUUCAAGUCCAGAUAUGAAUGAUCAUCAUAAUCAACAAUCACAACAUCGUGGACGACAAUCAUCAUCAUCAUCAUCGAUUAAUAAUGAUGGUGGUGGUGGUGGUGGUGAUAAUCAAAAUCAAUUUAUUUAUGAAGUUGGUGAUAAAAUCUAUUGUACACAUGAUAAUGAUAUUUAUGAAGCACGUGUUAUGAAAACAGCAAUACGUGAAAAUUUACCAAAAUAUUUUGUACAUUAUCAUGGUUGGAAUAAAAAUUGGGAUGAAUGGGUUGUCAAUGAUCGUAUAUUGAAGAUAAAUGCGGAAAAUCGUUUGAAAUAUGAAGAAUCAUUGCGGCAACAAAAUUCUCGACGUAAUCGUCGUAGUGGUGGUGGUAGUGGCGGAGGCGGCGGCAGUGGAGGUGGUGGUUCUACAGGUAGCAAUAGUGGUACCGGUAGUGAUAAACGAUCAUCAUCAUCAUCAACAACAACAACAGCAUCGAACAAUAAUGAUCGAUCAUCAUCAUCAACAUCAAAAUCGUCGACUGCUAAUCAAUCAUCGGGUAAUCAUUCUGAUGGUGGUUCAAAUGUACAACGAAAAUCAAUGGCCAAUACAUCAUCAUCAUCAUCAUUAGCUAAUGAUUCAAUGAUGGAUGAAAAAUCACAAACAACAACAACAUCAUCAUCACAAUCAUCAUCGGCUCGCCGUCGACGUAAACGAACAACAAGAUUAACAUAUGUUACUGAUGAUGAUCAUAAAUUGAUUAAUAUUCGACCGAAAUUUAAUAUUCCAAAAAAAUUAAUGGAUACAUUAUUGGAAGAUUAUAUACAGAUAAAAUUACGAAAGAAAAUUUUACGAUUAAAUGAUUUGAAAAAAACAGCACAAGAUUUACUUGAUGAUUAUCUGGCUGAUCGUCAACUGAAAGAAUCAUCAUCAUCAACAUCAUCGAUAGAAUCACCGUUGGCAAAUAAAUUCUCAAAAUUAGAUCCACCAUUACAUUUUCAAAUGGAUCCAUUUUCAUCAAAUUUACGUUUCGAUAAUAUCGGUAUAAAUACAUUGAAAAGUUGUUGUAAUGAAUAUUAUUAUCAACACAAUUAUUAUUCAAUUUAG